Molecule: messenger RNA, 2017 nt
Organism: Selaginella moellendorffii
Lineage: Eukaryota; Viridiplantae; Streptophyta; Lycopodiopsida; Selaginellales; Selaginellaceae
Product: pre-mRNA-splicing factor CWC22 homolog
Exons: 1
Coding region: 28-1830 (600 amino acids)
Biological process (GO): mRNA splicing, via spliceosome
Cellular component (GO): catalytic step 2 spliceosome
Molecular function (GO): RNA binding; protein binding
Source: RefSeq, a predicted model, not a curated record
GGGUUUACACGAGAAGGAUUAAGGGCUAUGGCCGCGGCGGUGGCGAUGCCGCCAUCGUCUCCAGCAUACAGGUAUGGCAGCCAUUUAAGCUACGGCGCCAUCGCCGCAGAUGAGGGCCGCACAGGUAGAGCUUCCAGAGCCCGAGAGAAUGAGGCUAGGCAAGGCGACUAUACAGAAGACAAGGAUUUGGGACGGUGUGGAGGGACUUACAUUCCUCCCUCCAAGCUCGCCCAGAUGAUGGGCGACGUGAAAGACAAGGCGAGCGUUGCGUACCAGAGGAUGGCCUGGGAGGCUCUGCGCAAGAGCAUCAAUGGUCUCAUGAACAAGGUGAGCGCUUCCAACGUGGAAGACAUCGCCAGGGAGCUGAUCGCUGAGAACUUGGUCCGGGGCAGGGGAUUGUUCGCGAGGUCGUGCAUGAAGUCGCAGAUGGCAUCUCCGGCCUUGACGCACGUCUUUGCCGGGCUAGUCGCGGUGAUCAACUCCAGGUUUCCAGCUCUCGGAGGGCUACUGCUGACGAGAAUCAUCCUCCAGUUCCGCAGGGUCUUCAAGAGGAAUGACAAGCCUGUUUUGCUCUCUUUGACGAAGCUCCUGGCGCACCUGGUGAAUCAACGCGUCGCGCACGAGGUGAUUGCGUUGGAGCUGCUCAUGCUGCUGCUGGAGACUCCAACGGAUGAUAGUGUGGAGGUGGCUGUGGGAUUCCUUAAGGAAUGUGGAGCGUAUCUGCUGGGGAUAUCGCCCAAGUGCUUCCAGAUGGUCUUCGAUCGGCUCCGAGCUGUGCUUCACGAGGGAGAGAUCGACAAGCGUGUCCAGUUUAUGAUCGAGGACGUCUUUGCUCUGCGCAAGUCCAACUUCCAGGGGCAUCCAGCGAUCAUGCGAGAGGUGGAUCUUGUCGUGGAAGGUGACCAGGAGACGCACCAGAUCUCGCUCCUGGACAAGGACCUGGAUCCAGAGAGCGGCCUUGACAUAUUUUCUGAGGAUCCGGAUUACUUGGAGAACGAAAAGAAAUACGAGGCCAUCAAAAGUAGCAUUCUUGGAAAGCAGGAAAAGAAUGGCUCGGAGCCGAAUGAUCCCGACGAUGGCGAAGACGAAGAAGAGGAAGAAGAUCCUUCGCAGGGCAUUCAAGACGUCACUGAAACAGAUCUGGUGAAUCUCAGGCGGACCAUCUAUCUGACGAUCAUGUCCAGCGUCGGGUUUGAAGAGGCUGGGCACAAGCUGUUAAAGAUGGAGAUGGAACCAGGCCAGGAGAAAGAGGUAUGUAUCAUGCUUCUGGAAUGCUGCUGCCAAGAGCGGACGUACCAGAGAUACUACGGGCUUUUGGGACAGAGGCUUUGCAUGAUCAACCAGACGUUCCAGCAGCAAUUUGGCGAGUGCUUCCUCGGCCAGUACGCAGCAAUCCACAGGCUCGAGACCAACAAGCUCAGGAACGUGGCGAGGUUCUUCGCGCAUUUGCUAGCAACGGACGCUCUCCCGUGGACGAGUCUCGGGUACAUCAGCUUGAGCGAGGAGGCGACGACGUCGUCGUCUCGCAUCUUCAUCAAGAUCCUCUUCCAGGAGCUCGCGGAUCACCUGGGAUUGCUCAAGCUGAAGGCGCGCCUAGACGACGAGCAGAUGCGAGGAAGUGUGGCCGGCAUCUUCCCGCGAGAUAACCCGAAGAGCACACGCUUCGCCAUCAACUUUUUAACCUCCAUCGGCCUAGGUGGUCUCACGGAUGGCUUGCGGGAGUUCCUCAAGAGCUUGGAGAGCCAUUGCUCGUCGGAAUCAUCGUCUUCUUCUUCUAGCGAAUCCGAGUCUGAUGAGGAUGAGGUAAGUAGAAAGAGGAGGAAAACGUAGAGUUUUCCAGGUAGACUCGACGAUUUUGAUACUUGAAACUCUAGAGCGAUCAUCAACCAUGUAACACUUGGUUGGCAAAGGAGAGCGAUCUCGAUUUUCCAUGAGAAACCUCACAACCUUGUGACUAUCGCGCAAUCUCGCAAGAAUGCUAGAAGGAUGGAGUAAAAAUCUUCUUUUUUCUCAAAAA